Molecule: messenger RNA, 926 nt
Organism: Helianthus annuus (common sunflower)
Lineage: Eukaryota; Viridiplantae; Streptophyta; Magnoliopsida; Asterales; Asteraceae
Product: probable cellulose synthase A catalytic subunit 8 [UDP-forming]
Exons: 3
Coding region: 303-734 (143 amino acids)
Biological process (GO): cellulose biosynthetic process; deadenylation-independent decapping of nuclear-transcribed mRNA
Cellular component (GO): membrane; P-body
Molecular function (GO): cellulose synthase (UDP-forming) activity
Source: RefSeq, a predicted model, not a curated record
AAUCCCCUUGAUUACCCCUUUUAUUCACAACGCAUAUUUUAUUUCUCUCUCACAUCCAUCAGCGAUUUUUUUAUUCAAUUCGCCACUUCCAUCUUCAUCAAAUCGCCACUUCCAUCUUCAUCAAAUCAGCGAUUUUUUUGUUCAAUUGACCCUGGGGAAGUUCGUCGGAGCAAUCAAAUCGCCACUUCCAUCUUCAUCACGCCGGCCACCACCACCACCAUCUUCAUGUUUUACAGGAACCCUAGCGGCGGUGACUGACGGCGAAGCCGUCAGUUCGGUGAGAAUCAACAUCAACGGCAGAUAUGGUUCUUUUAAACACUUUGUUGUUUUCAGAGGGUUACAUAUAUGGUUUCUUUGCCGAGGAUGUUCACCUUGUAGCUAGUGCAAGUAUAGCUAUUGCCAUUUAUGUAUGGAAAAUUACAGAAGGGACGGAUGAGGACGAUAAGCCCCAAAUAGGAGAAGGGGAGUCGGUUCAUCCUCAAGUUUGUUGGCACUGUCAUAAACAAGUUGGAUGGAUUUAUGGUUCAGUUACAGAGGUUAUCCUUAUAGGCUUCAAGAUGAAUUGCCACGGUCGACGAUCAGUUUUUUGUGUUCCGAAGAGGGCUGCAUCAAGGGUUCUGCUCCCAUUAAUAUUUCGGAUCGUCUUCACCAAGUUCUUAGGAGGGCUGAAUAUUUUCAUUCAAGUUUUUGAUGUUGCUCUGUUUUUUAAUGCGAUAUACACAUGUGUAUUCUGAUUUUGCUCUGUUUAAAUGCGAUGUACACAUGUGUAUUCUAAUUUUGCCCUCUUUUUAAUGCGAUGUACACAUGUGUAUAUCGUCUGUUUUUGUGAUAUCUCAGAAUUUUUUUUGUAUUGAAUGUUGAUGUACACCUGUGAAUUACGGUACACAUAUGUACGAUGCAGAGUACACAUGUAUACUGCUCUAUUU